AGGCUUCGGCAAUGUCAACAACGUCCCCUCUACUAUGAACUCCGUCAACACACGGCCUAUGCCCGUCCAGAACAACCAGUUCCCUGCCAUCCCAUCCCUGUCGAAUGCUCCUCUGGAAGUCAACACCGCUCCCAGCCAACCCGCUUCGCAGCACUCUCCUCAGUCAUCGGUGACAUCGCCAGUCGAGGCCCCCACUCCUGCCCCUACCACCGCUGCGUCUCCCCCCGCACCGAAGCGCAAGAACACACAGAAGACUGCGGCUAUGAGCGUAGAGGAGGCCUCGCGCCUAGCUGCCGAAGAAGACAAGCGCCGCCGCAACACCGCGGCCAGUGCCCGGUUCCGCGUGAAGAAGAAGAUGCGCGAGCAGACCCUGGAAAAGACGGUCAAGGAGACCACGGACAAGAACAACGCCCUGGAGGCCCGAGUCACCGCCCUGGAGCUGGAAAACCAAUGGCUCAAGAACCUCAUCACCGAGAAGAACGGCCAGACCUCGGAAGAGGCCCGGCAGUCGGAGCACGACAUCGCUACCAUGUUCAAGAAGUUCUUGGCUACUCACCAGCAGAAGGACAGUGCGUCGAGUAGCUCCGAGUCGAAGAUCGGCGUGGGCACCGCUUAACCUUAGUCCCUUGAAAAUAUGGGUUGGUUGGUUUGUCUAUUUUGCCUCUUCUUGUUCAUUUGAGCUUUUUUUUGUAGAUGAUGAGAUGUUAUGCAGAGUCAUUGAAUCUCCCCUUCCUCUUUUUUCAUUUUUAUCCCCCCCCCCCCCCC
This is a messenger RNA of Aspergillus heteromorphus CBS 117.55, 765 nucleotides long. RefSeq names its product putative bZIP transcription factor (MetR). Gene Ontology annotation, cellular component: nucleus. NCBI's taxonomy places the organism in Eukaryota, Fungi, Ascomycota, Eurotiomycetes, Eurotiales, Aspergillaceae. The transcript has a single exon. The coding region runs from base 35 to 616 and encodes 193 amino acids. The record is from RefSeq and is a predicted model, not a curated record. Gene Ontology annotation, molecular function: RNA polymerase II transcription regulatory region sequence-specific DNA binding; DNA-binding transcription activator activity, RNA polymerase II-specific. Gene Ontology annotation, biological process: regulation of transcription by RNA polymerase II.